This is a messenger RNA of Rhopalosiphum maidis (corn leaf aphid), 1930 nucleotides long. It is a transcript of the gene ogre, whose product is annotated as innexin inx1. The transcript has 3 exons. The record is from RefSeq and is a predicted model, not a curated record. Gene Ontology annotation, molecular function: gap junction channel activity. Gene Ontology annotation, cellular component: plasma membrane; gap junction. Bases 306 to 1370 code for a protein of 354 amino acids. Lineage: Eukaryota; Metazoa; Arthropoda; Insecta; Hemiptera; Aphididae.
UAGUAGCAGUAUUGUAGUAACAGACAGCUGUGGUGUUCGCGUCGUGCAGUCAAUGUCGUUUUCAUCACGUAUAUAACUCGCACCAUAUAAUAUUUUAAAAAUCACUCGCCCGUCACCGUAGAGAUCGUGUUAAUUGACGUCGUUGCAUAUUUCUUUUCGUCGUUUCCCGCCGGAAGUCCGCUCGCGGUGCGUCGUCUCGACGUGCCAUGACAACAGCGGCCGGUGCACCGCCACCACCGUAAUUAUAGUAGUAUUCGUUUCCGUAGUCGUUGUAGUGUUCGCAGCAGUUAGUCGAAAUCUGCAACAUGUUGAAGCUGUUAGGCGGGCUCAAGGAGUUCGUCAAGCGGCAGCCGGUGACCAUCGAUGGCACGGUUUUUCGGGUGCACGUCACGUUUACCACGGUCGUGCUGCUCGCGUGCUCCAUAAUGGUGACGGCCACUCAGUACGUAGGCAAUCCGAUCCAGUGCAUCGUGGAUGGGCUGCCCACCAGGCCGGUAAACACGUACUGCUGGAUCACGUCUACGUUCACCAUGCCGGACGCGUUCCAAAGGGAACAGGGCGUGGGCGCCGCGCACCCAGGCGUUGGACCCGAAAACGGCGAACCUCCCAAGUAUUAUACGUACUACCAGUGGGUGUGCUUCGCUCUGUUCUUCCAGGCCAUGUUGUGCUACUUCCCCAAGUGGGUGUGGGACAUGCAGGAGGGCGCGUUGAUGUCCACGCUGGUCAUGGGCCUGCAGUUCGGACUGGGCGCCGAUAAGGAGCGCGAAAAGCAGAAGAAAAUACUCGUCCACUACAUGCUCACCCAUAUCAGAAAACAUACUUGGUAUGCCGCCAAGUAUUGGAUAUGCGAGUUCAUGUGCUUGGCUAACAUCGUGCUGCAGAUAUACUGGAUGAACAGAUUUUUUGGCGGAGAGUUCAUUACGUACGGGCUGCGUGUAAUCGGCAUGUCCACCGAACAUCAGGAAAACCGGGUGGACCCGAUGGUCUUCAUAUUUCCCCGGGUGACCAAGUGCACAUUCCACAAGUUUGGACCCUCAGGAACCGUGCAAAAGCAUGAUUCGCUGUGUGUAUUACCUUUGAACAUCGUAAACGAAAAGACUUACAUAUUCAUAUGGUUUUGGUAUCUACUCCUGUUGGUGGCGUUGGUCCUAAUGAUCUGUCACAGGGUGUUGAUCAUGUACAACGCGACCGCAAGGAAGAACGCGUUGCGGUAUCGCCACUACAGGUUGAUAACCGACGACGUCGCCAAAGCCGUGACGAACAAAGUUUCGGUGGGUGACUGGUGGGUGCUGUACAUGCUGGGCAAAAAUAUCGAUCCGAUCAUUUACAGGGAAGUGGUGCGCGAAAUCGCGAAAAAAGCCGACAACUGAUGGACGCGAUGACUGCCGAUUGGAUAUUCUCGAACGAUCCGGUAUCAUCGUCGUCAUCAUCAUCAUCACAAUCACAAUUGGUGUUCAAAUUAUGUCUUUAUAAUGUCUAACCUAACCUUUAUAAUAUGCGUUAUAUAUUAUUAUAAUAUUACAUUGUCGGGACGAUUUAUUUAUUUUUUUCGUUUUAAAACUUAGUUUCAAUAGAAAUAUGAAGCUGUUUUUCAUUUAUUUUUUUUUUCAUUACCUACCUAUGUAUUAGGAAGUUUUAAUUUUAAUUUAAUAUUAAGAAUUUUUUCAUAAUUUAUUGAUUAAAAACGGGUAAUCCUCAAACACGUCAAUGUAACAAUGUAUGACUAUAUUAUAUUAUAUUGAUAAACGGUAUCGAAGUACAAAAAGUUGUAUACUAACAACAUGUGGAAUAGACUAUUAUAAUAUUACAACAACACAUAUAUACAUAAAUUAUUAUUUAAUUUAAUGCCAAACGUUUUGUUUAUAUUUUUUUUUAUUUUUACACGACUGUAUACUAUUAUUUAUUUUUAUAUAAUUUAUCCUAUUGCUAU